AUGGGGACACUGAAAGCCACCUUGAAGCCCAAGUACAAAGUGAAAAGAAGCAACUUACAAAUCAGUACCCUCCUUCCUUCUGGGCGGGGAGCUCCCCUAGUGGAACUGAAACCCAAAGUUAGCCAGGCCUAUAUCUGCUGGAGCCCAUGCACAUACAACCGCCCAACAUUUGGAGUUGUUUUCCACACCAAGACUCGAGGUGUGCACUCCAUUUUCUGUCUGACUUCCUGGCCGUGGGACCACGACAGCCCUGCUCCCUUCAAGGUCAGAAUGGGCAGUCCACACUGUAUCCCUGCCUCUUGGCAGGCUUUCAUUCCACGCAAGCAGACCUGGAACUACUCACCCUCUCCCCACAUGGCUGGGGUUCGCCAGAGUCUCCAGCGGGGAGGCCUGGGUGAGGAUGGAUCUGUUAGCUGCCAAUUCCCAGAACUCCUGGGAGAGCCUGGAGAUGUGAGGACGCCGCCUCAGGGGGAGGUGGCUUUGUGA
Messenger RNA from Rangifer tarandus platyrhynchus (Svalbard reindeer), 486 nucleotides. NCBI's taxonomy places the organism in Eukaryota, Metazoa, Chordata, Mammalia, Artiodactyla, Cervidae. The record is from the annotation of a GenBank genome assembly.